GCACACAUCACGUAAAAAGAGGCACGGUCAGACGCUGGAGUUUCUUUCUCACAGGAGUCUGGACCUUUCACAGAAGAGCCGCAGGUCGCCCCAGAACCGGUGAGCAGUUCAAGAGACCAACUCAAAGCCCAUAUCUCCCUACAAUAUUAUCCUGCAGAAGCACAACCAUGGGGAAAGGAUGCAUCACAGUCACCAAGUACUUUCUAUUCCUCUUCAACCUUCUCUUUUUUAUAUUUGGAGCACUGAUCAUGAGCUUUGGACUGUGGAUACUCCUCGACAGCCAGAGCUUCAUAGCUGUUCUGCAGGAGUCAUCUCACACGGUGAACGUGGCUUCGUAUAUCCUCAUUGGAGUGGGCUCCCUGUCCAUGGCCAUGGGCUUCUUCGGCUGCAUCGGAGCCAUCUAUGAAAUUCGAUGUCUGCUGGGUUUGUAUUUCACCUGCCUCCUCCUCAUCUUCAUCGCUCAGGUUACUGCUGGAGUUCUCAUUUACUUCCAGAGAGAUCGGCUGAAACACGAGAUGUCCAACAUCAUUAGAGGCAUGAUGAUCAACUACACGGGUCAGAACCGAACCACAGAACAAACCUGGGACUACAUUCAGAAGACGAUGAAAUGCUGUGGAUGGACCGGUCCAGGCAACUGGUCAGAGAACCUUUUGAUCAAGAACAGCACCCAGAAGCUCUACUCGUGCUCCUGUCGCAACGAGUCCAUGCCUGGUCCAGAACUGAGAGAAGGUGGCCUGUGCGAGUACAUGUCUGCAGAACCGCCGGUCCAUGAAACGGGUUGUGUGAGCAGAGUGGAGAAAUGGCUGCUGGACAACUAUGCAGUCAUUUUGGGGAUCUGUGUUGGUGUGGCAGUGGUGGAGCUCCUGGGGAUGAUCCUGUCCAUGUGUCUGUGCAAGAGUGUCGUCCAGGAGGACUACACCAAAGUACCCAAGUACUGAGAUGACGACGGAGCCAGCCCCACGUCUCACACACACACACACACACACACACACACACACACACACAC
Nematolebias whitei (Rio pearlfish) is the source of this 1006-nucleotide messenger RNA. RefSeq names its product CD82 antigen. NCBI's taxonomy places the organism in Eukaryota, Metazoa, Chordata, Actinopteri, Cyprinodontiformes, Rivulidae. Gene Ontology annotation, cellular component: membrane. Bases 168 to 938 code for a protein of 256 amino acids. The record is from RefSeq and is a predicted model, not a curated record. The transcript has 9 exons.